Hylaeus anthracinus is the source of this 3373-nucleotide messenger RNA. It is a transcript of the gene ema, whose product is annotated as protein CLEC16A homolog. Bases 132 to 3227 code for a protein of 1031 amino acids. The transcript has 15 exons. Gene Ontology annotation, cellular component: late endosome; endolysosome membrane. The record is from RefSeq and is a predicted model, not a curated record. Gene Ontology annotation, biological process: endosomal transport; regulation of autophagosome maturation; endosome to lysosome transport. Lineage: Eukaryota; Metazoa; Arthropoda; Insecta; Hymenoptera; Colletidae.
UUAGUUGUCAACACACUAAUCUAUCUUCCAAUCCUAUUGGAAUGCGUUCCUUAUUUGCCUUCGAUCUUCGUUCGAAACUAAACAUGAGUUUGAUGCAAGGCACCACCCAAAUGAAGUCGCAAUAUUAAACAAUGUUUCGAAGUCGAAGCUGGUUUGGAGGAGGGCUCUGGAAACCCAAAAAUCCUCAUUCUUUGGAGCACCUUAAGUAUCUGUACAAUGUCUUAUCGAAGAAUCAGACUGUGUCUGAAAAUAAUAGGGGCUUAUUGGUAGAAACUCUGCGUUCUAUAGCUGAAAUUUUAAUAUGGGGUGACCAAAAUGAUAGUAGCGUAUUUGAUUUUUUCUUGGAGAAAAAUAUGCUUUCAUUCUUUCUACGUAUUAUGAAACAAAAAUGUGGAAGCUAUGUAUGUGUUCAAUUGCUACAGACCCUAAACAUAUUGUUUGAGAAUAUACGUAAUGAGACUUCUUUGUAUUACUUACUUAGUAAUAAUCAUGUAAACAGUAUAAUAGUGCACAAAUUUGACUUCAGUGAUGAAGAAGUGAUGGCAUAUUAUAUCAGUUUCUUAAAGACAUUAAGUUUGAAGUUAAAUGCACACACCAUUCAUUUCUUCUAUAAUGAGGUAAACGAGCACACCAAUGAUUUUCCAUUGUAUACGGAAGCAAUUAAAUUUUUUAACCACUCCGAAGGUAUGGUUCGUAUAGCAGUGCGAACCUUAACUUUAAAUGUGUAUCGUGUAGAAGAUGCCUCCAUGUUAGCAUUUAUAAGAGAUCGCACUGCUGCACCUUAUUUCAGUAAUCUUGUAUGGUUUAUUGGUAAUCACAUUAUAGAGCUUGACACUUGUGUCAGAAAUGAUGCAGAUCAUCAAAGUCAAAACAGAUUAUCAGAUCUAGUAGCAGAGCACUUAGAUCAUUUACACUAUUUAAACGAUAUACUGUGUUUAAAUAUAUCUGAUUUGAAUAAAGUUUUAUCGGAUCAUCUACUUCACAAAUUAUUAGUUCCACUAUAUGUUUAUUCGCUCAUGAGACAUAAAGAUCUUUUGUGCCAAAAUCAGGAAGAGAGAAAACAUAUAAGCGUAGUAGUAGCUUUAUUUCUACUCUCUCAAGUAUUUCUAAUAGUUUCUCAUGGACCACUUGUACAUACACUAGCAGCAGUAAUGCUACUGUCAGACUUAGAAACAAUUCAAACAGGAGCAAGCAAAGUGCUUGAAAUAUAUGGUGACAUUAUACCAAAUAAACCUAUUGCGUUUUCACCACCAAGAGAGAGUUUAGAAAAGUCUCUUGAAAAUUUAAGUGAGACCUUAAGCGUGUUGGAUGAACUUUGCGAAGAAGAAGUAGAAGAACAAGAUGAUGAUGAAGAAGAAGAAGAAGAAAAAGGAGAAGAAAGUAAUUUAGAUGAAAGAACGGAUAAUACUGAAAGUGAGGCUAAAGAAACAUCAGAAAUAAACCAUCCCAGUACAUCAUUUGAUACUGCUUCAAUGGGAAAUUCUACCAUACUAUCGAGUCCAGAACAACAGGAAAAUAGCAUUCCAAAUGAAGAUUUGGAAGAAAUGAAACAUUUAAAUAUAACUGAUGAAGAAAAAGAACAAAGAUUGGCACUGGAAAGCCCCUUAGCACCUCAGAUACAACAAACUGUAAAUGAAUCAUUGACGAAUAAGCCAUUUUUAGAAACAAUCCUAAAUUCUUUAUUUUGCACAGAAAACGAUUAUGCUGCAUUAUUUGGAUUGUGUUUACUUUAUGCUCUAGCUAACAAUCAGGGUGUAGAACGUAAAACCUUGGACCCAAUUUUAUUCAAUUCACGAAAUACUACAAGUUUAUAUAAUGGAAUUUUAAUAGAUAGACUAAUUAAUAUCAUAACGUUAAGUUGUCAUACAUAUUCGAAAGUAAGGCUCAUUACAUUGGAAUUGGCAAUUAAAUUAUUAACACAAUUGGCAAUGUCGGAAGGACAUUCCAUGUUAAAAGAUUCACAUUUGGAAGCGAUCGAAGCGGUUAAAGAGCAAAGCACGUGGUUGUUAAAAAGUUUUUAUAAGAGCGAAGACAUAUUCUUAGAUAUGUUUGAGGAUGAAUACAGUGAAAUUCAAAAACGACCUUUAAACGUUGAAUGGUUAAUGAUGGACAGUAAUAUUUUAUUACCACCAACGGGAACACCGAUGACUGGAAUUGAAUUUACUAAAAGGUUACCAUGUGGUGGAAACGUAAAAUUAAUGGUUGCACAGGUGGAAAGGGUACGACGCGCUAUAAGAGUAUUUUUUUUAAUAAGAGAACUCUCUCUGACGCUUAACAUGGAAGUGGAAACACAAUUGCCCCUUACAAAUCCAGCUAAUUGUGUUCAAGUUGACAAUGUCCUUGAUCUAAAUAAUAGCGACUUGAUCGCGUGUACGGUUGUGUGGAAAGACGGUCAAAAGAUUCGGCGUUUCUUAGUUAUCGAUGUUGUGCAAUUAAUUCUGGUGGAACCUGAUACUAGUAAACUCGGUUGGGGAGUGGCAAAAUUGGUUGGUUUUUUACAAGAUAUCGAGGUCGCGGGUGAUAAAGAUGAUUCUAGAUGUCUACAUUUAACAAUUUACAAACCUUUAAGUAGUAGCAUUGGCAACCGAGUUCCUUUGUUAUCAACAAAAUUUAUCUUUGACGAUCACAUUAGAUGUAUGGCUGCAAAACAAAGGCUAACCAAAGGAAGAAUAAAAGCACGGCAGAAAAAAAUGAAUCAAAUCGCAAGACUACUUGACAUUCCAACAAGCAUGCCUCACUCUUCCACGCCACCAAAUUAUGCUCUACGCGGUUUACGACAUGAACGAAUUGGUCGUGGUCAAAGACAGAAAGAUCAACCACGGCCAAUGUUUACAGUAAACAAAGUACCUGGAUUCGCGGCACAAAUGCGUAGAGAAAACGUAAGACCUACCGCCGUUGAUCUGUCGUCAACUUCCAAACGUGGUGAUAAUAGCCCAAAUGAGAAGAGUCAAGAAAAUGGUUUGCAAUCCCGAGAUAGUUCACCAAAGAUGCCAAGGCCACGGAGCGAAGAAAUUCCGUUGGAAGACAUGCGACUUCGAAAAGCAUCUUUAACAUCCAAUGGAUUGACCGCAUCACACAUAUGUCAGGAGAAGCAAGAAGGUCAAAUUUCUGCUUGUUCAACUAAUGGCGAACCAUCAACUGUGAUCAGAAAACAUUCUGAAGAGACAUCGUUUACCUGCCCACAAGAAGUGAAACCGCGUAGGAAGGGUCAAGUGGAAACAGUAUGAUUGUUGGGGACAGAUUUUAAAAAUAAGAACACAUAGUUCAAAUACAAAUUUUGUUUAGACAAUUUAAAAAAUCUGGGAAUGUAUAUGCGGUAUUGAGUUAAUGGAAAACGUCUUUGAUCUGUGUAAUAAAGGAUUUUACUACAGGU